AUGAAGUAUCGAUUGAUUUGUUUUAAAUGCAAACAAUGCGUGAAUUUUAUUCAAUUGAGAAGAUAUUCAUUGCUUUCAAACGACAAACAAAACACAUAUUUCAUAACAACUCCAAUAUUUUACGUCAAUUCAGUGCCACACAUCGGACACUUGUAUUCCGCUAUAAUUGCCGACACUUUUCAUCGAUUUCACCGAAUUUGUGGCAAAACUAAUACAAGAUUCUCGACCGGAACCGAUGAAUACGGGAUCAAAAUUCAAAGAGCGGCUCAAUUGAGAGGAAUUGAGACCAAAUUAUUUUGCGAUCAAAUAUCACAACAGUUUAGGAGUCUAUUCGAGUCUUCAGACAUUGGUUUCACUCAUUUCAUCAGAACUACCGAUGAUUUGCACCGAAAUUCCGUUCAAACCUUUUGGACAACUCUUGUCAACAAUGGGUUUAUAUAUAAGUCCUCUUACGAGGGCUGGUAUUGUGUGUCCGACGAGACGUUUGUCACCGAAACGCAAACGUUUAUCAAUGAAAACAAUAUUAGGGUUUCGACAGAGUCUGGAAAUGCUGUCGAAUGGUCUGCAGAAGAGAACUAUAUUUUCAAAUUGAGUCAAUUUAAGGAUAAAAUUGUUGAUUGGAUUAACAGCGGAGACACUGUUCAGCCCUCAGUAUUCGCUCAUAUCUUAAGACAUGAGGUCGAGAAAGGAUUGCGAGACAUAUCUGUGUCCAGACCUAAAGGACGCGUCAAUUGGGGUAUAGAAGUGCCCAACGAUUCGGAACAAGUCAUAUACGUCUGGUUUGACGCACUCAUCAAUUAUUUAACUGUUUCCGGAUAUCCCGGCGAUAAGAAUCACAUUUGGCCACCAGAUUGUCAGGUGAUUGGCAAAGAUAUCCUUAAAUUUCACGGUAUAUAUUGGCCGGCAUUCUUGAUGGCCGCCGGUCUCGAACCGCCGCACUCUCUCUUAUGUCACUCCCAUUGGCUCAGAGAUGACAUUAAAAUGAGUAAAAGUAAAGGCAAUGUUGUCGACCCCUUCCAGUGUGUUAAAGACUAUACCAGCGAUGGGUUCCGGUAUUUUCUACUACGACAGGGAUCUCUUCACACCGAUUCGAAUUUCACAGAACUUAAUGUGAAGAAAUAUUUAAACGCAGAAUUGGCCGACAAUUUGGGAAAUUUGUUGAGUCGAUGCACAGCUAAAGCCAUUAAUAAGAUUCUUUGCAUCACUUUAGAAGCCCUCAGAGUGUCUGCCAUUCUUCUUCAGCCAAUUGUUCCCAAUAUAGCGAAUCAAGUGUUAGACAAAUUGAAUAUCAGUUGUGCGGAACGCAAUUGGGUUAAUGCCGAAGAGACCUUCCGCUCAGAUAGUGGUUCUGAUCAGAAGACAACCGCUUCUCUGAGUUCCGGUAAAUCAAUAGUUUUCACAAAAAUCUAA
Molecule: messenger RNA, 1410 nt
Organism: Medioppia subpectinata
Lineage: Eukaryota; Metazoa; Arthropoda; Arachnida; Sarcoptiformes; Oppiidae
Source: the annotation of a GenBank genome assembly